AUGGAUACCGAAACGGUUGAAAACGAAAAGCGGCCGACCAUUGUACCGACACCAGUCGAACCCGAAGGCUCGUUCGCCGCCUACAAGCGAAUUUUCCUGCAUGCCGGGCCUUUCGAGCUCUCAUUACAGACCGUUGCAUGCUUCGCAGCCGUUGCAUCUGGUAUCGGCAUCGCUUUCCAACCUCUCAUCUUAGGCCAAUUUGUCACCAGCGUCACGAAAUUUACAUCAUCGCAAUCCUCUCCAUCCCAACUUCGCUCGGAGGCGUCGGAGCUCGCUCUGUACUUCGUAUACCUCGGCAUUGCUCGAUUCGUCCUAUCUUAUAUCUACAAUACUCUUUUCACCUACACUGCCCACCUCAUUACUCGGAACAUUCGACAUGAAUACCUCAAGUCAGCUCUUGGCCAGGAAGUAGCAUUCUUUGAUGUUGGGGCUGGAGGCUCGAUAGCAGCACAGGCAACCUCCAACGGGCACAUGAUUCAGGGUGGAAUCAGUGAGAAACUCGGUCUUGCUUUUCAGGGAAUUGCGGCCUUUGUCACCGCUUUUACAAUUGCGUUCGUCGUGCAAUGGAAACUAACCCUUAUAUGCCUCUGCAUUGCCCCAGCGACGCUCAUCGUGAAUGGUACUGCGGGCGGUUUCAUGGGAGUCUAUGAGAAUCAAAUUCUAGAGGUCAACGCAAAGGCUAACGUCUUUGUGGAAAGCGUUAUCUCUAGCGUGCGGACUGCACAUGCCUUCGAAAUUCGAGACAGACUCGUUGACAGAUUCGAAGAACACCUGUCCAGCGCUCACAAGAUUGGCAGCAAGUUGUCAGUCAUUUUUGGCACUUUUUUCUCCGCCGAAUACUGUAUCGUCUAUUUGGGUUACGGUUUGGCCUUCUGGCAAGGUAUUCGCAUGUUCUCUAGAGGGGAGAUUAUGGAAACGGGGAGUAUCUUUGUUGUUAUUAUGUCGGUUAUCAUCGCUGCCACGCAGCUGACCAUGCUCACACCUUACAUGAUUGACUUCACCCGCUCCGCCACUGCGGCAUCUGCUCUGUUCAACUUGAUGGAACGCAAGUCUGAAAUUGAUUCAUAUGGUACUACCGGCUGUCAAUUAUCGGAGAUUGUGGGGGAUAUUGAGCUUACCGAUGUUACCUUUGCCUAUCCGACUCGACCUGAAGUGAACGUUCUUGACAAGUUCUCUAUGAGAGCCCAGGCUGGCAAGGUCACUGCUCUAGUGGGUCAAUCUGGCUGUGGAAAGAGUACAAUUGUUGGUCUUCUCGAGCGCUGGUAUAACCCUGCCUCAGGAACUAUCAAGUUAGAUGGCCACCCACUCGAAGAGUUGAAUCUGAGUUGGCUCCGAAAGAAUGUCCGUCUCGUCCAGCAAGAGCCAGUCCUUUUCCAGGGUACCGUUUUCGACAAUAUCAAGCAAGGACUUGUUGGCACAAAGUGGGAACAUGCCCAAAGGGAUCAGCAAUUGGAACGAGUUCAAGAUGCCGCUACCGUGGCCUUUGCGCAUGAUUUUAUCGUUAAUCUCCCAAAUGGUUACGACACCGAGAUAGGCCAGCGCGGUGGCCUUUUGUCGGGUGGCCAAAAGCAACGCAUUGCGAUCGCUCGCAGUAUCAUCUCUCAGCCUAAGGUUCUGAUCCUCGAUGAAGCCACCAGUGCCCUAGAUCCGCAAGCCGAAAGAGUCGUUCAGAAGGCACUGGAUAAGGCUACAGAAGGCCGGACUACAAUUGUCAUUGCUCACAAACUUGCGACUAUCCGGAGAGCUGAAAGCAUCAUCGUCAUGGAAAAAGGCUGCAUCGUUGAGCAGGGAACACAUGAUUCUUUGCUUGCAUGUGGCGGUAAAUAUUCUCAACUUGUGAAAGCACAAGACUUGGCUGUUACAAGUCGGUUCGAGUCCGAUUUGAAGUCAGAGUCUAUCAACAAUGAGAAACUGGAUACCACGACGAAGCUCUCAGUCCCUACAUCACGCAGCUCAGUCAAUGACAACAACGGAAACAUGCCACAGAACGACUACGCCAACUAUGACAACUACAAGCAGCGAAACAUCAUUUCUGUCAUAUAUCGGCUUCUUCGAGAGACCCCCGAGCUUCGCUACAUAUACUGUCUGGUCUUCAUUGGAUGUAUAGUUGGUGGAGCAACCUUUCCUGGCCAAGCGAUUCUCAUUUCUAGUGUGAUUGAGAUCUUCAAUCUGCCAAUGAUGGAACUAGAACACAGGGGCAACUUCCUCGCAACCAUGUUCAUCGUCCUCGCGGCUGGCUGUCUGAUAUCCUACUUCAUCCUCGGCUUCGCAACCAACACCGUCGCCCAGCAUCUAGGCCAUAAGCUUCGGAAAAACUGCUUCCACGACUUCUUGCAUCAAGAUAUUGAGUUCUUUGAUCGUGAAGAAAAUAGUACCGGUGCUAUUGUUACGCGUGUGGAUUCAAACCCACAGGCAAUCCUCGAGUUGAUGGGGUACAAUAUCGGUCUCAUGUUGAUCGCUACUUUCAAUGUUCUCGUAUGUGCGGUUUUAGCCCUCGUUUACUCUUGGAAGCUUGGUCUGGUCGUUAUAUGUGCGGGUCUUACUCCAUUGGUUGGUGCAGGGUAUUUGAAGAUCAGGUUGGACGCGAAGCUUGACCGGGAUACUUUCAAGCGCUACUCAAUUAGCGCAUCUAUUGCAUCAGAGGCCGUUACUUCUAUUCGCACAAUUUCCUCGCUUGCGAUAGAACAUUCUGUAUUGGAGAGAUACACGAGAGAGCUGGAUGAAGCGAUCGCUGACUUGAAGCGUCCGUUGUUUGUGGUAAUGGCGAGCUUUGCUUUUACUCAAUCUGCCGAGUACUGGUUUUUAGCUCUUGGGUUCUGGUAUGGAUGCCGGCUAUUGUCCUUUGGUGAUGUUACCCUCUACGCAUUUUUUGUCGCCUUUUUGGGUGUCUUCUUCUCCGGGCAGAGCGCAUCGCAGCUUUUCCAAUUUUCCACCAGCAUCACGAAGGGUGUGAAUGCCGCAAAUUAUCUCUUCUGGCUGAAUGACCUUCAGAAAACAGCACGGGAGAGAGACGAAAGCCGCAAAGAGGGCCCUGGUGCAGUGAACGCCCUUGAUCUAGACAAGAUCAAGUUCUCAUAUCCUCGUCGACCCAAAGUCCCUGUUCUGAAUGGCCUUGAUCUCAGCAUGAAAAAAGGCCACUUUAUAGCCCUCGUCGGCUCAUCAGGAUGUGGCAAGUCAACUGUCAUAGCCCUACUGGAAGGAUUCUACGAUCCAUCCGCCGGAUCAAUCAAUCUCAAUUCCUCACCUCUACCAAGUCUCAGCCCACGCCUGUAUCGCAACAUUGUCUCCCUCGUACAACAGCAACCAGACCUCUUCCCAAUCUCCAUACGCGAAAACGUCGCAUUGGGUCUCGGGUGCGACACCCGGGCUGAUACAGAGGCAACAGACGAUCAAAUAGAGUUCGCCCUUCGAGCCGCCAAUGCAUGGGAUUUUGUCACGUCUCUCCCCGAUGGACUAGCUACUCUUGUUGGAUUUGGCGGAUCACAGCUUUCGGGUGGUCAGAGGCAGCGUAUUGCAAUUGCGAGAGCCUUGAUCCGCCGACCAAAGAUUCUUCUUCUGGAUGAGGCUACGAGUGCUCUUGAUACUGAGAGUGAGCGGGCCGUGCAUGAGGGCUUGCAGCAGCGAAGGAUGGAGAUCGGAUUACAGUUGCUGUUGCGCACCGAUGCGGAUGUGAUUUGUGUCUUUCAUCAGGGUCGGAUUGUGGAGAUGGGAUCACACUCUGAUUUGAUUGGCACGGGUGGGAUGUAUAGUAAGAUGUGUGAGGCUCAAGCUUUGGACUAG
Penicillium brevicompactum is the source of this 3780-nucleotide messenger RNA. Its product is annotated as ABC transporter B family protein. The record is from RefSeq and is a predicted model, not a curated record. Gene Ontology annotation, molecular function: ABC-type transporter activity; ATP hydrolysis activity; ATP binding. The coding region runs from base 1 to 3780 and encodes 1259 amino acids. The transcript has 6 exons. Lineage: Eukaryota; Fungi; Ascomycota; Eurotiomycetes; Eurotiales; Aspergillaceae. Gene Ontology annotation, biological process: transmembrane transport. Gene Ontology annotation, cellular component: membrane.